CACGACAAGAUAAGGAAAACUAUAUCUACUUGGCAUGCUGUCAUUGGACACAACAAAUGACAGAUGCUUAUUCUAUUAAAACCACAUGCGUCGAAAGAAGCCGCAUUGUAGUUUCUUCAACAGCAAGCAAUACAAGAGGAAUUGAAUCACUGGAGAGAUGAGGACUGUGCUACCGAGAGUUGGUAUGCAUGAGAUGAUCGUUUUUCCUUCCAACAACAUCAUUGCGAUGUCUACUAGCAGCAGUUGCAGAAGUUCCAAACCACAUGCCAGCAAUCCAGACAAAGAAAACACAGGUUUUAUCUGUGGUUCACCAUCUCUAACUGCAUCUUGGUUGGUUAAGAAAAAAACCAAUUGCAAUAUAAUAGCAAAAUCACAGCUUGUGAAUGAAAUCCAGAAAUGUAAUGAAGAUAAGCUUGUUGCAUUUGACUUAAAAUGUUACAUGGUCACCAAGGCUGGUGUCAUCAAUGAGGCCCUAGACAAGUGUGUAAGCCUUAGGUACCCAGAAAAAUUACACGAAGCAAUGAGGUACUCUCUCCUAGCCGGGGGAAAACGCGUUAGACCCAUUUUGUGCCUUGCUGCUUUUGAUCUUGUUGGUGGAUCUGGGGACAACGCUAUGCCAGCUGCUUGUGCAGUGGAGAUUAUUCAUACCAUGUCACUCAUUCAUGACGAUUUGCCCUGCAUGGACAAUGAUGAUUUGAGAAGAGGGAAACCCACAAAUCAUAAGGUGUUUGGUGAGGAUGUUGCUGUGUUGGCAGGGGAUGCACUGUUGGCAUUUGCAUUUGAGCAUAUUGCCUCCAGCACGAAAGGGGUUGAGGCAGAAAAGGUUUUGAGGGUUAUUUCUGAGUUAGGCAAGGCGAUUGGUUCAGAAGGGUUAGUUGCAGGGCAGGUUUUGGAUAUUAGCAAUGGGGGUGUUUCUGAUGUGGGUCUGGACCUGCUUGAGUACAUUCAUGUACAUAAAACAGCCGCUCUAUUGGAGGUGUCUGUAGUGAUUGGUGCAAUCCUUGGGGGUGGAUCUGAAGAAGAGAUUGAGAGGCUGAGGACGUUUGCAAGGUGUAUAGGUCUGCUUUUCCAGGUUGUUGAUGACAUUCUUGAUGUUACUAAGUCAUCUCAAGAGCUUGGGAAGACUGCUGGCAAAGACCUCGUGGCUGAUAAAGUUACAUAUCCUAAAUUAUUAGGCCUCGAAAAGUCAAGAGAGUUUGCUGAAGAACUGAACAGACAAGCCAAGGAUCAGCUUUCUGUAUUUGAUGUGAACAAAGCAGCACCUUUGAUUUAUUUAGCUGAAUACAUAGCCCACAGGCAGAAUUAGGUAUUAAAUGAAUGUAUCAUUUUUUAAGUUUUUAAUUCUACGAAGUUACACUCUUUGAAAAAUGAAUUUCAGAUGUUCAAAUUACCUAUCAUUGGUUAUUUUCUAUCCUUCAAUCUGAGCAUUGACCCAAUUUUCCUUCC
This is a messenger RNA of Cryptomeria japonica (Japanese cedar), 1446 nucleotides long. RefSeq names its product geranylgeranyl pyrophosphate synthase, chloroplastic. Gene Ontology annotation, biological process: isoprenoid biosynthetic process. Bases 158 to 1306 code for a protein of 382 amino acids. Lineage: Eukaryota; Viridiplantae; Streptophyta; Pinopsida; Cupressales; Cupressaceae. Gene Ontology annotation, molecular function: geranylgeranyl diphosphate synthase activity. The transcript is spliced from 2 exons. The record is from RefSeq and is a predicted model, not a curated record.